Messenger RNA from Closterium sp. NIES-65, 1011 nucleotides. The record is from the annotation of a GenBank genome assembly. Lineage: Eukaryota; Viridiplantae; Streptophyta; Zygnematophyceae; Desmidiales; Closteriaceae.
AUGUCCAGGUGGUCAGAUCAGCGGCCAGCUCGGGAAAACGCGGGGAACGCCACCCGCACCACUCGCGCACCACUCGCGCACGCGCCGCAUGGCGCACGUCGUCCCUCGUAUGCGUGCUCGGGUUGCAGGGUUGCGCCGUCCCUCGUCCCCCCUCGUCACGAGUCCACCGUCGCCGCGCUUCCCCCGUCGCCACGCGUAUCCCCUCGUCGCGCCUCCCCCCUCGACGCGCAUCCUCCCUCGCCGCGCCUCCGCCCUCAUCGCGCGUCUCCCCUUAGUCGCUGCCUCCCGUUGCCUCCAUGUUCCACGCCCUUCGCUCCUCCCUUCGCCCUUACGCCAGUCCCUCACGUCAACGGACGCUCGCUCCGUGAUGUCUCGCCCGUCCCUUCGCGUCUCGCCCGUCGCUUCGCGUCUCGCCCGUCGCAUGGCGUCUCGCCCGUCGCAUGGCGUCUCGCCCGUCGCAUGGCGUCUCGCCCGUCGCAUGGCAUCUCGCCCGUCGCUUGGCGCCUCGCCCGUCGCUUGGCGUGUCGCCCGUCGCUUGGCGCCUCGCCCGUCGCUUGGCGCCUCGCCCGUCGCUUGGCGUGUCGCCCGUCGCAUGGCGUCUCGCCCGUCGCUUGGCAUCUCGCCCGUCGCUUGGCGCCUCGCCUGUCGCUUGGCGCCUCGCCCGUCGCUUGGCGUGUCGCCCAUGACAUGGCGUAUCGCCCGUCGCUUGGCGUAUCGCCCGUCGCUUCGCGUCUCGCCAGUCUUGCUCGCGCUGACGUGCGAUACUUCCGCGCGUCCCCUCGUCGCGCGCCUCCCAUCUCCACUCGCCUACCAUCCUCGCGCGUCCCACUGGCGUCGCGCGUCGCUGUCGUCCCCCCGUUCAGCUCCAUUCGACGCAAGACGCUUCCUUUCCCUAAUCGAGCAUUGAUGCGCCGUUCCCCUCCUUCAGUCGUAGCCGUUGCAUCGUCGCUGCCUCCCGUCGUCGCGCGACCCACUGUCGUCGCCUGUCUCGCUCGCGCUGCCGCGGGAUGA